Molecule: messenger RNA, 1493 nt
Organism: Octopus bimaculoides (California two-spot octopus)
Lineage: Eukaryota; Metazoa; Mollusca; Cephalopoda; Octopoda; Octopodidae
Biological process (GO): dTDP-rhamnose biosynthetic process; polysaccharide biosynthetic process
Cellular component (GO): cytosol
Molecular function (GO): dTDP-4-dehydrorhamnose 3,5-epimerase activity; dTDP-4-dehydrorhamnose reductase activity
Source: RefSeq, a predicted model, not a curated record
AUCUCCAAUCUGUUUUUAUUACAGGGACCCAGCAUACGUGGAUCUGCUUUUGGAUGCCUGCAAACCCCAUGUGGUCAUUGUAUGUGGGGCCAUGGUCAAUGCAAACUUGUGUGAAUCAGAAAAAGAAUUGGCUUAUCUUAUUAACCGAGACAGUAUUGAACAGUUAGGGAAACAAACCAAAAAGCAUGGUGCCAAGUUGAUCUUCUUCUCAACCAAUUAUAUCUUCAGUGACCCUCUCAAACCAGAUUUACCCCAAGACAGAAUCGAUAUGUUAGCUAAUGAUAUUGGUAUAAAGGAAGAUGCUCCUCCCAACAGUGUGAAUGUCUAUGGUAAAGCUAAACUGGCCUCUGAAGAAAUAUUCCAAGAUGUUGACACCAAUGUCUUAAUUAUACGCACUUCGGGUGUGUAUGGACAAGAUAGCAAAAAAAGGAAUUUUGUGUACCAAGUUAUAGGGAAUCUUCUGGCUGGGAAUAAGAUGACGCUGCUUACAGAUGAAAUCCAGUGUCCAAUUUACAGUAUUGAUUUGUGUAGGGCCACACUUGAGCUGAUGGAGAAAAACUGUUCAGGAAUCUACCACGUUGUAGGACCAGAGGCAUUCAACAAAUACACAUUUGGUGUGAAGAUUGCUGAACUCUUCAAUCUUGAUACUUCAUUGUUAGUUCCAAUGUCAUCAGAAGAACUCAAAUUACCUGCCAAAAGGCCGUAUUUUGCAGCAUUGUCCACAGCAAAAUUUCGCAAGGAAGUCCCAGAGUUCAAGUUCCUUGAUGUAUCUGCUGCUAUAAGAGAUUGGAAAAGUAAAGAAAAUAAAAAUGGAAAAAUCUUGCCUGAAUUCUAAUAAGUCCUUUAAAAAGAAAGGAAAUAAAGUUAUAUUGAUAGUGUAUUAUUUAGUGUAUUAAUUAAUAUAAGUGACCUGAAACUUGCUGCUACUUUAGAAACAAUUUUUCAGGGUUCUUUAUAUUAUAUAUUUUGGGGAUGAUUUUGUUUGUAUUCUGUGAAGAGUCAAUGGUACACAUGGCCAAGAUGUAUACAAGUAUACAAGUCACCUGUAUAUAUGAAUGGUCAUUAAUAAAAAGAACAUUUUUUAAAAGCAGACAUGAGCAACUGGCAGCCACCAGUCUUCUGAAUGACAUGGCUAAUGAAAAAUUAUUUUUAAUGUUUUUGUAGUGUGGCUCACCUCAAGAUGAGCCACCUCUCAUGUGACCUGCUGCUCAGAAAAGGUUGCCCAUAUCUGAUAAAAAGGGUCAUUUAUAAAAGGGUUAUUUGAGUUCAAAGCAAUUUGUGUAUUAGAGGAAUUUUGAAAGAAGUUUCUAUAAAACUAAUUUUUAGACAUCAAAUGGCUAAGGAGGGUUCACCAAAAUAAGAUAGCAAUCAAAGGGGUUCAUAAGUAAAGAAAAAUGGUUGAGAAUCUCUGCUACAGAGGGUCAUUGGUAUUUCAAUUUGGGUUUUUCAAUCUUUUGGGGUUUUUUUCAUGAAUUAAAAUAAAUGAAUAAAUA